Messenger RNA from Staurois parvus, 957 nucleotides. NCBI's taxonomy places the organism in Eukaryota, Metazoa, Chordata, Amphibia, Anura, Ranidae. The record is from the annotation of a GenBank genome assembly.
AUGAUGGCCAUGAACAGUAAGCAGCCUUUCAGCAUGCACCCCAUCCUCCAGGAGCCCAAGUACAGCCUGCACUCCAGCUCAGAGGCUAUGCGCAGGGUCUGCCUUCAGACCCCUCAGCUCCAGGGCAAUAUAUUUGGAGGCUUUGAUGAGAGUCUACUGGCCCGUGCUGAAGCUCUGGCGGCUGUGGAUAUUGUCUCACACGGCAAAAACCAUCCCUUCAAACCAGACGUGACCUACCAUACCAUGAGCAGUGUCCCCUGUACAUCUACCUCUUCUACAGUGCCCAUCUCCCAUCCCUCCAGCUUGACCACUCACCCUCACCACUCAGUGCACCAAUGCCUGGAAGGGGACCUCCUAGACCACAUAUCUCCAACCUUGACUGUCAGUGGCAUGGGGACAACUGACCACUCGGUGAUGUCCUCCCAGAUCCAUCCACACCACCUAGGAGCCAUGGGACACCUCCACCAGGCUAUGGGCAUGGGCCAUCCCCACUCUGUGUCUUCUCACAAUGGCAUGUCCUGCAUAAACGACGUGGAGUCGGAUCCUAGAGAGUUGGAGGCUUUUGCCGAGAGGUUCAAGCAGAGGAGGAUAAAACUUGGGGUGACCCAAGCAGAUGUUGGAGCAGCCUUGGCCAACCUCAAGAUUCCAGGCGUGGGUUCUCUAAGCCAGAGCACCAUCUGCAGGUUUGAGUCUUUGACCUUGUCCCACAACAACAUGAUAGCCCUCAAACCUGUCCUUCAGGCUUGGUUAGAAGAAGCUGAGGCCGCUUACAGGGAGAAGAACUCCAAGCCGGAGCUCUUCAACGGGAGUGAACGGAAGCGCAAACGCACCUCCAUCGCCGCCCCCGAGAAGCGUUCGCUGGAAGCCUACUUCUCCAUCCAGCCCAGACCUUCAUCCGAGAAAAUUGCAGCCAUUGCCGAGAAACUGGACCUUAAAAAGAACGUGGUGCGGGUCUGG